CCAUAAUACGAUCCCGCCUAACAUUAGCUCUGCUGUUCCGGGAGGAGUGCGUGUGCGUGUGCUUGGGACAUGCCUUUGCAGAUGUGAACGCUGCCGCUUUCAGACUUUGCAAAUCGCUUUUGAGCACAGAACCACCGAACAAGUAUCUAAACAAUGGCCAUCCUGAAUCGUUUUACGACCGCAUAUUGGAAGAAUCUUCAAGGCGACCCGCGGAAGAAGCAGCUGUUGAUUUUACGCGCCUUACACAAGUCGGCAGCCAGCGAGGCUUCUGGGAUCUCUGCAGCUGGAGAAGAGGCCAUGCCUGACAAACUGAUCACACCGCAGGAUGUCGGAGAGAAAACCAGAAUCAUGACCCUGAAGGAGAUGCCUGGACCCAGCAUCAUCGGCAACUUGAUCGAGUUCAUCUGGAAAGACGGGUUUAGCAGAAUUCAUGAAAUUCAGAUGGAGCACAGGAAGAAGUAUGGCAAAAUCUUCAAAUCCCGUUUUGGGCCCCAGCUGGUGGUCUCAGUGGCCGACCGUGACUUGGUGGCUGAGGUGCUGAGGGCUGAGGGCGUGGCCCCUCAGAGAGCAAACAUGGAGUCCUGGAAGGAGUACAGAGACAUGAUGGGCAGUUCCACUGGCCUUAUCUCAGCUGAGGGAGAAGAUUGGCUGAAGAUGAGGAGCGUGCUCAGGCAGCUCAUCAUGCGUCCCCGUGAUGUAGCGGUCUUCUCUGAUGGCGUAAACGAAGUGGUCGAUGACCUCAUCAAGAGAGUUCGGAUUCUGCGCGCCCAGGAGCCUGACGGAGCAACUGUCGUCAAUGUGAAUGACCUCUUCUUCAAAUAUUCCAUGGAAGGUGUAGCAGCCAUUUUGUACGAGUCCCGAUUAGGCUGUUUGGAAAAUGAGAUUCCCCAGGAAACCCAAGACUACAUCGCCGCGCUGCACCUCAUGUUCAGCUCCUUCAAGACAACCAUGUAUGCCGGGGCCAUCCCCAAGUGGCUCCGACCCGUCAUCCCCAAACCAUGGGAGGAGUUCUGUCUCUCCUGGGAUGGCCUCUUCAGAUUCAGCCGGUUACACGUUGAUAAGAGGCUUGGCGAGAUCAAGGGACAGCUGGAGCGGGGAGAGGACGUGAAGGGGGGACUGCUCACACACUUGCUCAUUACCAAGGAGAUGACCAUGGAGGAGAUUUACGCCAAUUUAACGGAGAUGCUACUGGCUGGGGUCGACACGACAUCAUUCACCCUGUCCUGGGCCAGCUACCUGAUGGCACGGCACCCGCAUGUACAGCAGCAAAUAUUUGAGGAAGUGAGCUCAACUCUGGGACCAGGAGCAGUAGCCACGGCCGAUGAUGUCCAUCGUCUGCCUCUCGUCAGAGGGCUGGUCAAAGAGACACUCAGGCUUUUUCCAGUUCUCCCUGGAAAUGGACGGAUUACCCAGGAUGACUUGGUUGUGGGCGGAUACUUCAUCCCCAAAGGAACUCAGUUGGCCCUUUGUCACUACUCCACAUCUUUCGACGAAGAGAACUUUGCCGAUGCUUCAGACUUUCGACCGAAUCGCUGGAUAAGGAAAGAUUCCACGGAUCGGGUCGACAACUUUGGCUCAAUUCCCUUUGGCUACGGCAUCAGGAGCUGCAUUGGCAAGAGAGUAGCCGAGUUAGAGAUGCAUCUAGCUCUCACAAGGCUCAUUCAAAGGUUCCGCAUUUGCAUGUCUCCGCUCACCGCUGAUGUCAAGGCCAAAACCCACGGCCUGCUGUGCCCUGCUGCCCCCAUCCACCUGCAGUUCAUCGACCGGGAGAACUAGACUGACUACAUCUGUUCUACUGUACGUUUUUAUUUUCAAAGCACUGAUUCAUUAUUAGUUUUAUUUCAUUUCUUUUUUUAUUAUACUGCUUUUAGGACACCUUCUCUUGUUGGGUGACAUUGUGACACAUUGUCUUCGUAAAACCUCAGUCUCAGACACAACCUGUUGGUUAGUGAGGAGCACACAGAACCAGUACUGGACCAGUAAUUUAAAGAUAGAAGCUGUUUGAAGUAUAUUAUUUGUAUGUAGUGAAACAAACUGCAGUUUGGCCUGUUACUACUUCCAUGUAUUCUAUGCAAAAUAGUGAGUGGAAAAAUUAACUAUAAUCUUUAAACUCAAACUUUAUUUUGAUUAUAUUAAUGUGCAUAUGUGUAUGUAAUGUGUGCACACAAUUUAAAACCAUAAUCGCAUUGUUUCUUUCUGAAGUGCGAUAAUGUUGAAGAGUAUGAAUGUACUGAAAAGCAUCUCUUUUGAUAGUUACAGUAUGUAUAUAAUGAGCUUUAUUUUAAGAUAUUUGUAUUUUUAUUGAGAGGGAUAAUGUAUGUGUUACUGAACAGUUUUUGCAAGAGGGAAGAGGUGAGUUGUUGGAUCGUGCUAUUGGGAAGGAUCACACUAGUUUGAAGGGAAGAAAAUGGAUUUUGUAAUUAUUUACUAUUUUAUCUUUCUGUAUCCUUUUACACUGUAGUUCCAGUAAAACUGGGAAAUAAUAAACAUUGAACUAUUA
Molecule: messenger RNA, 2500 nt
Organism: Pseudoliparis swirei
Lineage: Eukaryota; Metazoa; Chordata; Actinopteri; Perciformes; Liparidae
Gene: cyp27c1
Product: cytochrome P450 27C1
Exons: 9
Coding region: 154-1776 (540 amino acids)
Biological process (GO): cortisol metabolic process; C21-steroid hormone biosynthetic process; glucocorticoid biosynthetic process
Cellular component (GO): mitochondrial inner membrane
Molecular function (GO): iron ion binding; heme binding; oxidoreductase activity, acting on paired donors, with incorporation or reduction of molecular oxygen
Source: RefSeq, a predicted model, not a curated record